Molecule: messenger RNA, 1035 nt
Organism: Salvia hispanica
Lineage: Eukaryota; Viridiplantae; Streptophyta; Magnoliopsida; Lamiales; Lamiaceae
Source: RefSeq, a predicted model, not a curated record
CUCCACCACCUACAAAGAUAGAUACACGCACAUCAAUUUUGUGUGUAUAUCUUUCUAGGGUUUCAAUUUCAAUUUCAAUUUCAAUUUCAAUUUCCCCCCUUACGAAUGGCGAAGAAGAGGAAAUCCGAAGCGUCGCGCCUCGACGAGGUCGAUCGAGGGAUGUACACCACUUUCUGCAGCGCGGCCAACUCCCUCUCCCAGCUCUACACCCACGCGAUGCACCAGCAGCGCCUCUCCUUCCAAGCCGGUGAACGCCACUCGCUGGAAAAGCUUUACAAUUGGAUUUCAAGGCAGCAAGAGCAAGGAGUUAGAGUGAUGGGUGGCGACAUACUCGCAUAUCUGCAGAACGAACUUGAUUAUGGAACAGAAGAACCUCCCCUGUCCCAUAGGCAGCAGCAAGCGCAGCCGCAACCUCACCCUCAACAACAGCCUAAUAAUUUAAUGCAGUUACCUCAAACAGGAGUUCCCCUAUCUUCUAAUGCGUUUGGUCCUGCAACUACUGGACAAGGACUUCGAGCAGGAAAUUUAGAUCAAAGUAAGAAUUAUGUGUUUUCAAAUGCUCUCUCUAGUCCAGUGCGUCGCACUCUCCAGCACUAUCACUUAUCACAAGGUGGUUUCUCCUCGAACAAUGCCACAAGGAGCAAUGAGAACAGCAACAGUCAAAACAGAGACGCCAACCCUCUCAGUUCCAACGACACUUUAAUGGAUAUGCAUUCUGAUAGUCCAGGUCACGACUCUCCUUACUGAAGUAGUCCAAUGUAUGUUUUGGAGUCGGAGAAUCCCAUCCGGUGAUGAGAAAGCGAUGAAAUUAUGAUGAUGAUGGUGGUACUAAAAGAAGCAAAUUGCGAAGGGGGAGUAAAAGAAAUCGAUUGAAGUGUGAAAAGGGGGGUGUUGAAUAGCUUGAAGGGAGACAUGGUUUCUGUUGGUGUUUAUGUUUGUCUAGUAUUGUCCUUCUCUGUUUCUUAUGUUUUUGGAACAUCGAAUGUGUCGAAAUAUCCUUUAUAUAGAUAUAUUCAUUUAGUUUUUCUCGUCUUA